AUGGCUGCUAAUCCGCCGAAGCGACUAGGGCAACCGAAACUGCGAACUAGCUGCGAUCAAUGCGGUGCGGCCAAGGUGAAAUACGACCGUGGCCAGCCCGAGUGCGGACGAUGUGUCUCUCACGGCAGGGCAUGCGUCUAUGGGGUUUCACGGAAAAUGGGCAAGCGGCCGCGAGUGAAACUU
Molecule: messenger RNA, 183 nt
Organism: Ilyonectria robusta
Lineage: Eukaryota; Fungi; Ascomycota; Sordariomycetes; Hypocreales; Nectriaceae
Exons: 1
Biological process (GO): regulation of DNA-templated transcription
Molecular function (GO): DNA-binding transcription factor activity, RNA polymerase II-specific; zinc ion binding
Source: RefSeq, a predicted model, not a curated record